AUGAGUACAGAAAAUCGAGGAGGAGAAGCGCACACACACAACAUUAACAACAACACGAACAACAACAACAACGCGUUUGGAGGAGGAGGAGGAGGACAAGGAGGGAAUUUCCCACGGGCGAUUGUCCCCAUUCAAGAUGUCUCCGAGAUUCUCUCCAAAUACGAUUUCAAGGAGAAGAUUGGAACCGGAGGUUUCGCAACCGUCAUGCGUGCGAUCGAGAAAGAUACCGGAGUAGAAGUCGCGAUCAAGAUCGUGGACCGGCAAAAGUACGCCCCGACGGAUAAGAGUUACGAGAGAGAGUUUCAAGUGUUGUCGACGCUCUAUCACGAAAAUAUCAUCAACUUACGGUGCACGUACGUGACGGAGAAGAACGUCUUCAUGGUGACUGAAGUAGUUCACGGAGGGGAAUUGCUGGAGAGAAUAACCGAGGAAGGUAGUUAUUCCGAGGCGGACGCGAGACGGAUCAUCGUUCAGAUUUUAAAAGCGGUUGAGUAUCUACACUCGAAGAAAGUCGUUCACCGAGACAUCAAGUUAGAAAAUAUUUUGAUGUCCGAUCGAUCUCCCAAAGCGACGGUGAAAUUGAUUGAUUUUGGAUUAUCUAGAUUACCGCAAGUCGGAAGCGAGAUGAGAACAAUUUGUGGUUCGCCUUUGUACGUCGCGCCUGAAAUUUUAGACAUGAACUUAUCGGACACGGCGUAUACGCCGGCGGUGGACAUGUGGUCCGUCGGCGUCAUUUUGUUUAUUUUAUUGAGUGGCUAUUCACCGUUCGAUCACGACGACGAAGAGCAGCUGUUUAAAAAUAUCAAAGAAGGCGUGUAUUGCAUGGACGACCGAAUUUGGAGAUACAUCUCGGAAGGUGCGAAGGAUUGCGUUCGACAGUUGCUCACGGUGGACGUGAUGAAUAGAAUGACUGCUACGCAAGCUUUGCAACACCCGUGGAUUCGACAAAAACACCAUCAUCAUCACCAUCAUCAUCACAAUAAUAAUAACAACAACGAUAACAAUAAUAAUAACGAUAUUAGUUCAAUUAUGACGAGCGAGACGAACUCGACGGGUUUUACCGAUGGCGGAGGCUCGCUCACCUCGAGCAUGAACAUGCAACCUCCCGAGCAAAUGCCAAAGGAAAUUUUAGAAGAAAAACAAAACCGCUUAAAACAACGACUAGAAAGUAUACGCAUGAUUCGAGAAGAAGAGGCGUUAGCGAUGGAUAUAGCUAUGCAGCAAGAUAGCGAUAACUCCAAUCCUUCGACUUGA
Molecule: messenger RNA, 1254 nt
Organism: Bathycoccus prasinos
Lineage: Eukaryota; Viridiplantae; Chlorophyta; Mamiellophyceae; Mamiellales; Bathycoccaceae
Exons: 2
Coding region: 1-1254 (417 amino acids)
Biological process (GO): protein phosphorylation
Molecular function (GO): ATP binding; protein kinase activity
Source: RefSeq, a predicted model, not a curated record